Molecule: messenger RNA, 555 nt
Organism: Anthostomella pinea
Lineage: Eukaryota; Fungi; Ascomycota; Sordariomycetes; Xylariales; Xylariaceae
Source: the annotation of a GenBank genome assembly
AUGGCUCUAGGAGAGCCUCGUGAUCGUUGCCUUGAGGACUUCGGCAAGUCCGGUAUAUGCGAGCGUGUCGGCCUUCUUCAACCCUACGAUCUGAAGCGCCAGUUCCAAAACUAUAAAGCUUCGAUUGACUGGCUCGACAUCACUCGAGACACCCCGGGCGACAAAGACCUCGAUGUCGAUGCGAUGAUGCGGAACAUCAGGGCUGUCACCGAACAGUUCCUAGCCUCGAUCGAACCUGCUAUGAAGAAAUACCAAGUCCUUGCAUCCCUUCUUCUCGCCUGUGAAAAGCAGCAGCAGUCACUUGAUCAGAUCAUGCCUCAGCUGAGCGGCCGCGGAUGUGACGAGGCAAGCUGGAUGGUCUCGCGCUCGUAUACCAAUACCGUCAGCCAACCGUUGGCAACGCGCCAGCGCUGGUGGAUGCCACACGACGAAUCCUCUCCUACUGGCAGCGAGUGGACUGACAUACAACGGCGGGCGCUGGAAACUCUGGUUGACUUCAUCCAGGACUGGAAGUCCAUGCAGGAGAGAGUCACUUGCCCUACCUGCAGUUGUUAG